Molecule: messenger RNA, 540 nt
Organism: Aspergillus puulaauensis
Lineage: Eukaryota; Fungi; Ascomycota; Eurotiomycetes; Eurotiales; Aspergillaceae
Exons: 1
Coding region: 1-540 (179 amino acids)
Source: RefSeq, a predicted model, not a curated record
AUGCGUUCCGUCCUGAUCACCCUUACUGCAGCUUUGACUGCUCCCCUUGUGGCUGCUCUCCCACAUCCCGACGACUCCAACACCGCAAAACUAUUCCACAGAGGAUCCCAAUCCGACUUGAUCGCGCGUGCGGAUAUCCCGAAAGAGGACCAGGUCGGGCACUUAGUUACCAGCCACGGCUGCUUCUCAACCGGCGGUGGAUUCCCGCAGUGCAGAGACCUGAUCCUUAUGUCGUGGGGAGAAGACGGCGACUACGGCGACUGCAACACCCCGUCUGUGAACUCAGCGUUCGAAGACCCCUGCGAGAUCAAGGGGUCGGACGAAGUGAAGAUCGAUACGCCAAUGGGCGAGGGCAUUUUCCAGCCAGACUCGAACUGCGGCAAGGACGGGAAACAGGGGACUAUUAUCACGGCUUUGGAUGAUACCUCGGUCAGUGGGUAUGAGUGUGUCAAGGACGACCAUCAGUUCACGACGUGGUGUGGAUUUUCCUGGGCCAAUAACGCGGUUAUGAAGUGCACUUAUAAGGGAGAGUUCGAAUGA